UAAGGGCCGGGCGGGGCCAGGGCCAGAGUGCGAGGGACGCCGGGGCGCGGGCUGGAGCGGAGGGGCCCGGGAGAUCCGAAUCGGGACCCGGAUCAGGACCCGGCGAGGGAACCAUGGUGUCGUCCAGGCCCGUGCGGCUGCUGCUGCUGCUCGUGCUGCUGGCGGGCUCGGCGCGGGCCAACCUCUACUUCCGCCGGGGCCAGAGCUGCUACCGGCCCCUGCGGGGGGACCAGCUGUCCAAGUUGGGGCGCAGGACAUACCCCCGGCCUCACGAGUACCUGUCCCCAUUGGAUCUGCCCAAGAGCUGGGACUGGCGCAACGUGGAUGGCGUCAACUAUGUCAGUGUCACCAGGAACCAACACAUCCCCCAGUACUGCGGCUCCUGCUGGGCCCACGGCAGCACCAGCGCCAUGGCGGAUCGGAUCAACAUCAAAAGGAAGGGGGCAUGGCCCUCCGCCCUGCUGUCUGUGCAGCAAGUCAUCGACUGCGGCCAUGCAGGCUCCUGUGAGGGAGGCAAUGAUCUGCAGGUGUGGGAGUACGCCCACGAGCACGGCAUCCCCGACGAGACCUGCAACAAUUACCAGGCCAAGGACCAGGAGUGUGACAAGUUUAACCAAUGUGGAACAUGCACUGAAUUCAAAGAGUGCCAUGCCAUCCAUAACUACACCGUCUGGAAAGUGGGCGACUACGGCUCCCUCUCCGGGAGGGAGAAGAUGAUGGCAGAAAUCUACACAAACGGCCCCAUCAGCUGCGGUAUAAUGGCAACAGAAAAGAUGGCUAACUACACUGGAGGCAUCUACGCUGAAUACCAUGACAAGGCCUUCAUAAACCACAUCGUUUCCGUGGUCGGGUGGGGUGUCAGUAAUGGGACCGAGUACUGGAUUGUCCGGAAUUCAUGGGGUGAACCAUGGGGUGAGCGAGGCUGGAUGAGGAUAGUGACCAGCACCUAUAAAGACGGCAAGGGUAACUGUUACAACCUUGAUAUCGAGGAGUCCUGUACAUUUGGGGACCCCAUCGUUUAAGGCGGAUGUCUCCGGAAGAGCAGUUUUUUAAGAAAUGAUAUCAUGAGUCCUAACCAGAGGGCAUCCUAUCGUUAUGGGCACUGGGUUGGUACUGCCAUGGUUUGAAGGAACAGGGGGUUGAGAUUCUAAUCAAAUUGCUAUCUGAUGGCUGGUAACGGCACUCAGCACCGAGAAGGGGCACUUGUCAAAAUGCAGACCAAUCAGGUACUGGCUGAAAGAAUAUUCCUGAGAGGAGAGUCUACAGUGUGAUGCCUUAAACACCUGCACAGGACUGCUCCCCUGCCAUGAUGAUGGCCUCCAUUUUCUUCAAGAUGGUUCGGUAUUUUCUAUUUAGCAAGUGUGAUUUAUAAUGUGGCAUUUAAGAGGUAAAACAAUUUAGACUUAUCACCAGUUCUUAUGUCACCUUGGAAUCAAUAGUGGGGACAGAAGGGGGAGAUGGCAAUUUCAGAUUGCCCAAGUGAUGAAUAAAAUAUGACUGCACACAA
This is a messenger RNA of Ceratotherium simum simum (southern white rhinoceros), 1507 nucleotides long. NCBI's taxonomy places the organism in Eukaryota, Metazoa, Chordata, Mammalia, Perissodactyla, Rhinocerotidae. The record is from RefSeq and is a predicted model, not a curated record.